CCACAAUUUUGAGUCUGGAAAAAGGAGAACUGGGAGAGUAUUCAUGAAAACUGUAAAUACCAGUGUUGAUGACAAGGCCAAGGCAAGUGUUCAGGUACUCAGGUGUAUAACACAGAAGUAGGAAACAUAUCCUACAAAAUAUUUUGAAUAUUGAUUUCUAAGCUAAGCUUUUGGGGAAUAUAUGUAUCCAAAGAAAUUGACUCAAACCACUUUGUGUCUCCAUCUGUCAGAUCAGGUUAACAAUACUGAACCACCUCAAAGGGAAGACACAGGUUUUAAAGUGUGUUUUUUAAGUAUCAACCCCGUGAAAGCCAGUGAGUACAAAGACGUAUUCUCUGUAGUAAUGUAAUGCUUUUAUAUCUAGAUAUGUAAUCUGUUAACAACUUCUAUGUUUUCAUUUAGGUAUUCAAUUUACAAGGAUCCAGCAGGAUGGCUGGAAAUCAGUCCUACCAAUGGUACCAUUAUUACCACUGCUGCUCUGGAUCGGGAAUCUGUCUAUGUUCAAAAUGACACAUACACAGCUCUCUUUCUGGCAAUUGACAAUGGUCACCCUCCCGCUACAGGUACAGGAACUUUAUACAUUACCUUGGGGGAUGUCAAUGACAAUGUCCCAUCCCUUUACCCAACACUGGCAAAAGUUUGUGAUGAUGGGAAAGAUCUCAGGAUAGUGGUACUCGGAGCAACAGACAAAGACCUUCCUCCCAACACAGAUCCAUUCACGUUUGAACUGAGUAAGCAAACUGGCCCAGAAAAAAUGUGGAGGCUCGCCACACUUAACGAUACUCAUGCCCAGAUCAUCCUUCUUCAAAAUCUGCAAAAGGCCAAUUACAACAUCCCAAUCUCGGUGACAGAUUCUGGGAAUCCUCCUCUGACUAACAACACAGAAUUGAAACUGCAAGUGUGUGCCUGCAGGAAAUCCAAAAUGGAUUGCAGUGCAACUGAUGCCCUUCAUGUCAGCAUGACCCUUAUCUUCCUUUCACUCUUUAGCUUGCUUUGCGACUGUCAACCACUGAUAAGAAACUACCCUUAGUGAAGCUGGCCAGUGGACUGCAAACUUGUAAGUUGACUUUGAGCUUAAAUAAGUAAAGAAUUCCAUUAUUAUGAGCAAAAUGUAACGUAAAAGACUGGGGGAAAUACUGCUGUAAAGAAAUUAAAUAAGCUGGAGGUCUCUACACUGAAAUUAAUUUGUUAAACUGAUGGUGAAAAGCCUCAGGUGUGCUGAAAAGCAGAGACUCACACAGAUGUCUGUACUGUGACUGCAGAGAAGAAGCUUUAGAGAUACCCUUUAAUUUAACUUCCUGUUAAUUUCCACUAACUUUCCCUGAUUGAAUGCCUGCUGUCCCCCACCAGAAUGUUUCUCUGAUUUGAGGAAUGCAGCUGCAGGGUCAAUGACAAAAAGGUGGUGGGUUUUUUUCCUUGAAAAUGAAGGAUUUGUUAAUAAACCAAUACAAGAAUUAAAAUCCUAUUAAACUGUUGGAUUUGAAUGUACCUGAACAUAGACAGAGUUAAAACUGCAGUGUUACCUUUCACCUAGUUCAGUUUUCAAAGCCACAGAAGCACCUGUAUCUCCUAUAUAACCUGUGUUAUUCGUGCAGGGACAUUGAAUGUCUGAAGACUGAAGCAAUGCAUUCUUGAAUGGCAUGAGACUAAGGCAAAUCAUAGCAGGUUUCAGAUGAAAAAGACCUUUAAGGUCAUUGCUGUUUCCAUUACAAUGACAGGUUUGUUACCUGCACAUUCAGUUUUCAGCCUUUAUGGUGAGUUACUUACAUUAAUUUUAGACAAUUGAGUAGGUGGUGGGUUUUUUCAGGGCUCAACUACUGUUUAGUUUUUGUAGAAGGAAUUUUGGUUUUCCCAAGAAAAAGAGUUCCUUUUAGCUCCAAAGAGGAAGCUGCAAUUUUUCUGCUUUUCAGAGCAGUUUAAUUUUCAAGACUAGGAAAGUUUGCAAGACAAAUUUUAUCAUUUCUGAGAAGUAAAAUAUCCCUAGAUUAGCUAUAAUUUCAAAAAAUACCAAGAUGGGGAAGAGUUUUGCUGUGAAAGGGGUUUGGGGGGAGUGGUGUGGGUUGCACUACUCUAUUUUUAAGUUGUGUUCUUGCAUUAAUGCACAUAUAAUGUUAGUCCUUAAAGCAGCACCUAAAUGAUGCUGUCCAAGUAAUUAGAAAGACCUGACAUUUAGUGAAUUUCAGUGAUAUAAAUCUCACUUCCUAAAACCAAUAAUAACAGCAGCAAUAACCACUAUUACUUCGAUAUUAAUAUCUAUGUUACAGAUCCUUUUCUCCAUAUUAACAUUAUUAUUGUUACUGCUCAAUUAUCAGUGAAUCCAGAUGGUUUCUCAGUUGCAUGUAUGAAAAAAAUGCCACGGUUAUUUGUCUCCUUAAAGAUCUUGGUUGAUUAGACUGUAGUGAGGAAAGGAGAUUACCCCUGUAGUAAGAGGGUUAAGGGAUUGCAUUCAAACUGAAACAGUCUUGGUCUGGAACUUGCUUUUAACACAGACCUCUGUGUCCGGUCUUCUAAUUUCUAUGCAGGUGUACUCAAUCCUGCAAUUUGUUGUGCAGUUGUCUUUGGGAGCCCACCUAAAGUUAAUGGUGCUUGAAAUGGCACAGAAGUCCAUAUGUAUGGAUGUAAUUGGAGACAGAAUGUUUAUAUACCUAGUCAUGUAGACUUGACAAAUAGAAAUACCCUCAAAUCAUACAUCAGCAUAUUUAAAAUGUACUUAAUGACAUUACAUUUUAUGGAGUCAAUUAGGUGGGAAAUGGCAUUUUACACACAUUUUAAACCAUCCAAACAUAUUCCAGAAGUAUAGACCUGAAAAAAUACAAUACUUUAAAAGAUGCAUUCAGAGUGCAAUAGAGAAAAAUGUUACUAGCAAAUAUAGCUCCCUCCUUAAGAGCUCUAAUACUGAUCCUGAUGGUCAUUCUGUAGACAUGAAAUGAGCAUUUAAUGAAAUUGGUUUGAUAGACCAUUCAGUGUUUUGAAUUCAAAUGAAUGUUUUAUGUUUUUUCUUCACAGUAACCGUCGGUAUAUAAUAUUUUGUAUUUCUUUUCUGAACAGCCUCUUAAAGUCAUAUAAAUAUAUAACUCCAGAUAGUUAUCAUCUAAAUUGUUCUGUAAUGGACUAUGACUAAAAACUAGAACUGAAUAAAUGGCCGGUUCAAAUA
Messenger RNA from Neopsephotus bourkii (Bourke's parrot), 3154 nucleotides. Its product is annotated as cadherin-13-like. Lineage: Eukaryota; Metazoa; Chordata; Aves; Psittaciformes; Psittacidae. The record is from RefSeq and is a predicted model, not a curated record. Gene Ontology annotation, biological process: cell morphogenesis; multicellular organism development; adherens junction organization. The transcript has 4 exons. Gene Ontology annotation, molecular function: calcium ion binding; cadherin binding. The coding region runs from base 389 to 1030 and encodes 213 amino acids. Gene Ontology annotation, cellular component: catenin complex; adherens junction; plasma membrane.